Molecule: messenger RNA, 3636 nt
Organism: Xiphophorus couchianus (Monterrey platyfish)
Lineage: Eukaryota; Metazoa; Chordata; Actinopteri; Cyprinodontiformes; Poeciliidae
Gene: tfap2d
Product: transcription factor AP-2 delta (activating enhancer binding protein 2 delta)
Exons: 8
Coding region: 1126-2502 (458 amino acids)
Biological process (GO): anatomical structure development; regulation of transcription by RNA polymerase II; regulation of cell population proliferation
Cellular component (GO): nucleus
Molecular function (GO): RNA polymerase II transcription regulatory region sequence-specific DNA binding; DNA-binding transcription factor activity, RNA polymerase II-specific
Source: RefSeq, a predicted model, not a curated record
GAAAAACACCAUAAAAAUAACAAUUAUAUUCACGAAUAAUAAUAAUAAACACGUUUGAAAGCAGACGUGCGCGCGCCUGGCGUGUCCGCCGCAUUAAUAACGAGUUCAUUAUUAACAAAGAAAACGCUUUUUUCCCAGAAAAAUGGGAAAAAAUAAAUCAGAUGCAUCAGAAGAUUCAUGUAGAAGUUAGAAAAAACUGAAAAGUGUGGAAAAAAACAACAUCAGAUUUGUACACAAUAAAAAAAACAUAUAAACCCGAAUAAAUGUCCGGCUGUCUGCAAAAAUAUGUUAUUCGAUUCGUUUAUUGCAGUAAAUUAAUCUGUGAAAAUGUUAAUUAUUUGAAAACGUAAACGGUUAAUACUAGUAUUUAAUGUAAAAACAAUAUAAAGGCUGACAACUGGUGCAUGCAGAAAGCAUAAAAGCAUAAAAGCUUCCAUGAAAACAUGACCGCGUCCAGCAGAAAUAUGAACAUGUUUUUACAUUCAGUAAAAAAAAACAUUAAAGCUGAUUCCAAAACAUUGCAAAUGAAACUUACAGUUUCGUUGAAAAUCCGCACGACUUUUGUUAAACGACCAUUGCAGCUGCGAGUUUAAAUAAUAAUAAUAAUAAUAAUAAUAAUAAUAUCACGACGAAACACCGAGCAGCGGAUCUUGUGGAAACACAAACGAGUCGAAAACGGAAAAAAUGUCCAGAAAAAAGGGUGGAAAACGUUGAAAGCAGCUCUGAGUUCCUUAUUAGGGCGAAGAUACAAUAUUUAUUCCGUGUCUCCUGGGAUGCUCCUUCUCCGUCUAUUGUCCUCCCAUUCCUCAGUGCUGAUGCUUAAUUUUCAAAACUUCUAUAUUACCAAGGGACCUACGACAUCAGCCGAGAAAUACCCUGCAAGUACAAAAUCCGUGAGCCAGCCCCGUCCGCGCAGAGGGGAGACGCUGCGUUCCGCCAGCUUUCCACCAAACCGAGAGCGCGCAAAACGGGAACUUUUCCAUCUCUCUCGCUCUUUUUGGAGGAUUUUAAAGCACUUUUAUUAUUAUUAUUAUUAUUAUUAUUGUUAUUAUUACUAUUAUUAUUCGAUCGGGUCGUAGAGGAGAGUAAGACCAAAAUAUUACGGGUUAUUUUGGAGACAGAACGAUGUCAGCGACCUUCCCCGGACUUGUCCACGACGCAGAGAUACGUCACGACGGUUCAAACAGCUACCGGCUCAUGCAGCUCGGUUGCCUGGAGUCGGUGGCCAACUCCUCGGUCGCCUACUCCUCCUCGUCGCCGCUCACCUACCCAGCGCCGGCGGGGACGGAGUUCGCCUCGCCCUACUUCUCGGCCAACCACCAGUACACGCCCCUGCACCACCAGUCCUUCCACUACGAGUUCCAGCACUCCCACCCGGCCGUGGCCCCGGAGGCCUACGGGCUGAACUCGCUGCACUCCGGCCAGUACUACCAGCAGAUCCACCACGGGGAGCCCGCCGACUUCAUCAACCUCCACAGCGCGCGCUCGGCCCUCAAGUCCUCGUGCCUGGACGAGCAGCAGCGGCGCGAGCUCGGCUGCCUCGACGCUUACCGGCGCCAUGACUUGUCGCUGAUGACGUCACACGGCUCUCAAGCCUACGGCGUCGGCAUGCACCACCCGGACCAGAGGCUGCUGCCCGCCGCCGGCCUGGGCCUCCCUCCUCCGGCGGCGGACGACCUGCAGGGCUCCGUGGAGGCGCAGUGUGGGCUCGUCCUGAACGGCCAAGGGGGCGUCAUCCGGAGAGGGGGGACGUGCGUGGUGAAUCCCACAGACCUGUUCUGCUCCGUACCGGGUCGCCUCUCGCUGCUCAGCUCCACCUCCAAGUACAAAGUCACCAUCGCCGAGGUGAAAAGACGACUUUCACCGCCAGAGUGCCUCAACGCCUCCCUACUGGGCGGCAUCCUGCGCAGAGCAAAGUCCAAGAACGGCGGUCGGUGUCUUCGUGAGAAACUCGAUCGUUUAGGCCUCAACCUGCCGGCAGGACGGAGGAAAGCUGCCAACGUCACGCUGCUCACCUCCCUGGUGGAAGGUGAGGCGCUCCACCUGGCGAGGGACUUCGGCUACACCUGUGAGACCGAGUUUCCCAGCAAGGCGGUGGGAGAACAUUUGGCGAGGCAGCACAGCGAGCCGAAAGAGACCAACGCACGCAAGAAAAUGGUUCUGGCAACAAAGCAAAUCUGUAAGGAGUUCCAGGACCUGCUGAGCCAGGACCGCUCUCCUCUGGGCUCCUCCCGGCCGACCCCCAUCCUGGACCUGGACAUCCAGAGACACCUCACACACUUCAGCCUGAUCACCCACGGCUUCGGCACGCCGGCGGUCUGCGCGGCGCUCAGCACCUUCCAGACGGUCCUCAGCGAGAUGCUCAACUACCUGGACAAAAACUCGAGCGGCAAAACGAGCGGGCCAAACGAGCAGCAGAUCAACAGCAGCUCGGAAAAGACGCAGCUCCGGAAAACAGCUGAAUCCCAGAACAAAGACGGGAAGUCAGAAAAGACUGAGUAGCAUCUCUUACCCCCCAACACUCACACACCUGGUUGCCGUGCCUUGGAGCGCUGAAUCUUAGGAGCGUAUCUGUGUGUGUGUGUGUGUGUGUGCGACUCCCACACAUUUUGAAUAACUUCUUAAGGAAAUAUUUAUUCCUAUUUAUUUAUCUUAUGUGGAAGUCUAACACUAAUUUAAGUUUCCUGAAUAUAGAGAGUGAGAAUACACUAAAUACAAAAUAUUACAAAGUAUUUUUGGUCUAGUUUCUGGUGUAAACAACUAAAUACAUUUGAAAUUAGACAAAACUGACUUUAAAAGUAACUUUUCAGCUCUUACAAAUGAUAGAAAACGUAUUGCGUGAAACUAAUCUUCGAUUCAAAACGAGCUCCUACUGUACAUCUUAUUGAAAAGUUACUUAUUUUGUUUUAUUUCAAGUGCACUAAAAUAUUUGCACUAGGGACUCAACCACAUAUACUUGGUAAUAUUUUGUGUUUUUACAAUGAACAUUUAGUUCUUUAUCUAUUUAUUCUGAAAAAGUUUUAUUUUUCCAGGUCAGGGUGUGAAGCUCUACAAAUCAGUGCAUUUGUUCUGCAAAAUGGCAAAACCAUAAAAUGUUUUCCUGCUCUGAUAAUUGAUCUGUUCAGAUUGUUUGAGGAGUAAUUGAUCCAAAAUCAAUUGCAAAUUUUGACAUUUUGUUUCUCUGCAUUAUUAGCAGAUUAGAUGUGAAUGCAGAACUGUCAUGACCUGAAGAGCUCUUCAACCUGAAUCAGGAUUUUUAUGUUGGAAUCGCCUUGCAAAAGUUUUCCUGCCGCUUGACUUUUUCACUUUUUUGUCUUGUUGCAGCCACAAGCUGAAAUGUUUCAUUUGGAUUUCAUGUGAAAGACCAACACAAAGUUAAGCAUAGUUCAAAAAAAAAAGAAAGCACACAUAUAUAUUUUAGUUUUUUAUGUUUUGUAUAUGUUCAACAGAUUCCCCCAAAUUAAAAUAUAGUACAAUCAACCACCUUCAGACUUCACCUAAUUAGCAAAUUAUUAAAUUGUAGCCCAGCGGUGUCAAACGCAUUUUUGUUUUGGGCCAAAUCAAGACCAUGAAUGCUCUUAAAAACCUGUUCACAAACUGUUAAAAUAUCAAUGAAUCCUUAAAAUUAAAUAAUAU